This is a messenger RNA of Labrus mixtus (cuckoo wrasse), 993 nucleotides long. RefSeq lists its product as uncharacterized. The coding region runs from base 158 to 709 and encodes 183 amino acids. The transcript has 6 exons. NCBI's taxonomy places the organism in Eukaryota, Metazoa, Chordata, Actinopteri, Labriformes, Labridae. The record is from RefSeq and is a predicted model, not a curated record.
CAUUUGGGGGCAGACAGAGGAAGUUAAGGUGUGAAGUGACCUCCUCUUCAGAGAAUUUACAGGGAAGUGAUAUUUAUGUCUAAACAGUGAGGCGCUUGUUUGAGACAGAGGGUUUGAAUUUGAUGCUCUUCAAGCCAAACCUGGUUAGAAGAGCACCAUGGCCUGUGCAAACUUCGACAUGGAAAUCCAAGGAGCAGAAGAGGAGCCGCACAGAGCUGGGAGGCGAGAGCCGCCGAUAGUACAAUAUUACCAGGCUACAACUCUAGAGCCAGAGGUCAAAGGGCUGCUGCAUGACCUGCUGCAGAAACAACCGGCUGUGCUCGGGUCUCUGCAGAUGGUGAGCGGUUUCCUCAGUCUUGGAGUGGGAUUUAUUUUCGCUACAACCCAGACAAUGGAUCAGUCGCUUUUCACCUUGUUCAGAGUUUCCCAUCUCACUGGAAUCAUCUUCCUCUUUGCUGGACUCAUUACCAACCUGAUGUUCAAAUAUCCAGAACUAGUACAUGUAUCCCUCAGGGUGAACUGUGGCUGCAUUAUCGUAGCUUUCAUUGCAGCUUGUCUGAUCAGCGUUGACCUGGCUCAGUGGAAUUCAAAAAAUGAACAGCACCUUAGGAUGGAGGUGUUGGAGCUGUGUGUGCUUGGGCUUGAGGUUUUCCUCUCUGCUGUCCUCUGCUUCUGGUUCUUAAAAGAGAAACGCUCCAAAUCGAGAUGAUUUGGAAGAGAUCUGAGAAUUUAACACUUGGAAUAAAAUGUUCUUCUCCUCUAGUGAAGGACAAACAGUAGAGGACCCAGGGGGCUGUAUGUCAGUCCUUUAAAUAAAGUAAGCAACUGUAUUGAGUAAUUUCUGUGCUAUUUUGUAUAUUCAGUGUGGCUUUCCGCUUCAUCUUGAUUGCCUAUAUUGAAGUUGAAACCCCUGCUGCACAGCCCGUGCGGUGGUCUUGGCCCGAUGUGAGUGAGAAUACAGGGCUUGUGGUAAACAAAUGUCAACUUCUCACA